UGCUGGGUUCCUGUUUAUGUACUUCCUUUCCCCAACAUCUCUCCCCACCCUUCCCAAGGUGUCCAACAAAUACAGAACUACAAAAUCUGACGAGUGUCUCAGAAUUCCAUCUCCUGGGACUCUCAGAGGAUCCAGACCUGCAGCCCAUCCUCUUUGGACUGUUCCUGUCCAUGUACCUGGUCACAGUGCUUGGGAACCUGCUCAUCAUCCUGGCUGUCACCUUAGACUCCCACCUCCACACCCCCAUGUACUUCUUCCUCUCCAACCUGUCCUUGGUUGACAUUGGCUUCUCCUCCACCAUAGUGCCAAAGAUGACCGUGGACAUCCUAACUCAGAGCAAGAUCAUCUCCUAUGUGAGCUGCCUGACACAGAUGUCGCUUUUUAUCAUUUUUGCAUGUAUGGAUGAUUUUCUAUUGACUGUGAUGGCCUAUGACCGCUUUGUGGCCAUCUGUCACCCCCUGCGUUACUCAGUAAUUAUGAGCCCUCGCCUCUGUGGCUUCUUAGUUUUGGCGUCAUUUUUGGUUAGCCUUUUUGACUCCCAGCUACACAAUUUAAUUGUCUUACAAUUUACAUAUUUCAAGGAUUCAAAAAUUUCUAGUUUUUUCUGUGACCCUUCCCAACUCCUUAAUCUUAGCUGUUCUGGGACUUUUUCUAAUAACAUUAUCAAGUAUGUUAUUGGUGCCUUUUAUGGUUUACUCCCCAUCUCAGGAAUUCUUUUUUCGUACUAUAAAAUUGUUUCUUCCAUUCUGAGAAUCCAGUCAUCAGGGGGGAAGUACAAAGCCUUCUCCACCUGUGGGUCUCACCUGGCAGUUGUUUGUCUAUUUUAUGGAACAGCUUUUGGAGUGUACCUUGGAUCAGCUGUGUCACAUUCUCCCAGAAAGGGUGUGGUGGCCUCUGUGAUGUACACUGUGGUCACUCCCAUGCUGAACCCCUUCAUCUACAGCCUGAGGAACAGGGACAUUAAGAGUGCCCUGAAUAGACUGCACAGGAGAACAGUCUAAUCUCAGCACCUGUGGUGUCCAGUUGCAAUAUUUGUUGGAAAAUACAGCAAAGCUAAACAUCUAGUCCUGUCAAUUUAUCCUUCAUAGUAAUACUGUUUUUUGCAGCUUCAUGGUUUUGCUAUUUCAUAGUGAAUGAUGGUGGCCAGUGUUAGGGAAAAUAGGUUCAUGUUGAAUAAAUAAAAAAAAAAUUCUGUAGGUGGAUGAUGAUGAUAUCUUCACAAUAAUAUCAAUAUAUCAAAUGCCCCUGAACUGUGCCCUUGAAACUGUUGAAAAUUAUUCAUUUUAGUGAAAUUUUGAAUUUGCCAUAAUAGAAAUGGAAAUAAAAAGCAAAUAAAACAUAAAAAAGAAAUUGAAGAAACAAAUAGGACACAUGUACUUCAUUGUCAGUAUCAGAAGAGCCAAAUAACAUUUUUGACAUUUAUUUUCUCCCCUUCUUCCAUCAUCAAUAUGAAGUUCUUAGAUUUUGUAUUUACCUGGACAAAUAUGACUAAAUAUGAGCUCUGAGACAUGAGCCUCCGGGGUCACAUUCAGCCUCUGCUUCUAGCCCUUCUGCUUAAUGGUUCCCAGCUUAGUGGGCUCCAUACCUGUCUCUUUCUUCCAUGAUUGUUUGCACCAGUAACCUGCUAUCCAAAACUGCAUGGACAUUCAUCUUGAAUGGGGCCAGGUUAGUCCUGCAAGGGAGGUGUGUUGGGGCUGCUCUCCUGGGUAAUGACCUACCAGAUACACAGUGCAAACAGUAACUUCUGAGGGAGGUAAAGAUUGGAAGAGGGAAUGUCCUAUGCAUUGCCUCCUUUUUUUCCUAGGAUGAACAUGAUAUUUGGGUAGCCACAGGGGGACUGUUAGUGGUGAUGGUAACCAAAAUCUCAUGCAAAUAUUUUCUUUUUCUGCCACAAUGACUCUAUUUCUCAUAGAGUUUUCUCCACAAAGGGAGUAAAUACACCCUAGUUACCCUUGUUCUAAGCAUUACAAAGGGUGUAUGAAGGUGAUGAGGAUGAGGAGA
This is a messenger RNA of Ictidomys tridecemlineatus (thirteen-lined ground squirrel), 2001 nucleotides long. Its product is annotated as olfactory receptor 7E24. Gene Ontology annotation, molecular function: olfactory receptor activity; G protein-coupled receptor activity. The record is from RefSeq and is a predicted model, not a curated record. Lineage: Eukaryota; Metazoa; Chordata; Mammalia; Rodentia; Sciuridae. Gene Ontology annotation, cellular component: membrane. Gene Ontology annotation, biological process: G protein-coupled receptor signaling pathway.